Paecilomyces variotii is the source of this 1519-nucleotide messenger RNA. Its product is annotated as FAD binding domain protein. The record is from RefSeq and is a predicted model, not a curated record. The transcript has a single exon. The coding region runs from base 239 to 1519 and encodes 426 amino acids. Lineage: Eukaryota; Fungi; Ascomycota; Eurotiomycetes; Eurotiales; Thermoascaceae. Gene Ontology annotation, molecular function: FAD binding.
GCUGUAACCCCAAGCGUUUCAUUAUUUUUUGGCCAUGGAACUCUUGCUGUAUUGAGCCAUCGCAAUGGCCACCAUCGUAUUUUCAAUACUCGGUGAAUUAGACCCGUUGAAAGCACCGAGAUGUACAUACAUCCGAGCUGGCUAUAAGAUCAUAAAUAGGACCUAUCUGCACAGCACCUCCAUUUCAUUCAAUUGAUCUCAUAUCAUCACAAAAUAUCAAAUCACCAUCUCAUAAACCAUGCCUCAACUAAAAAUCCUCAUUUCCGGCGCGGGCAUAGCGGGACUCGCCUCUGCCCUAUGGCUCUCCAAGCUCGGCCACGACAUCACCAUCAUAGAGCGCUUCCCAACUCUCCGCGCUACAGGCCUGCAAGUAGACCUACGUGGGCACGGCAUAGAAGUGCUGAAACGCAUGGGCCUCGAACAAGCCUUCCGGGCCAAAUCCGUCCCCGAGCAAGGAUUGCAGGUUGUCGAUUCUCGCGGGAGACGAUGGGCUUAUUUCCCUGCAAAUCGGUCCGGGAAGGGACUGCAGAGUUUCACGACAGAUUGGGAGAUCAUGCGAGGAGAUCUAUGUCGGUUGCUUCAUGACGCUUGUGAAGAUCGGGUGAAAUACGUUUUCGGGACGUAUAUUGAGAACUUUCAGGAGGACAGUGAUGAGUUUGUUGAAGUGUUGUUUUCAGAUGGAAGAAGGGAUCGGUUUGAUCUCGUGAUAGGUGCUGAUGGGCAGGGGUCACGGACGAGGAAAAUGAUGCUUGGGUCGAAUACUCCUGAUCGGAUCACUUGGUUAGGUGGUAUGUAUUUCGGAUACUUCACCAUUCCGAAACCGCUUCAGGAAGGGGAGGAUUUCCGCGCAACAUCCUAUAUGGCUCCUGGGAGACGGUUCAUACUUACCCGAAGGCACCGGCCUGAUCGUGUGCAGGUAUACCUCGGCUGCAAGACCGAUUCGGAGAGUCUGAAGAAUGCCCGCAGAGGUGACGUCCAGGAAGAGGUUAAUGCGUUCGUGGAAAUCUUCCGCGGUGCCGGGUGGCAGACGGAGCAGUUCCUGAAGGCUCUUCAAGAAGACACCGAUGAUUUCUACUGUGAGCGGAUCGGAGUCGUCAAGAUGGAUUCGUGGUCUCAGGGUCGUGUUGUUCUCGUCGGAGAUGCAGGAUAUUGUCCCUCAGCCAAUACUGGAAUGGGAACCACUUCUGCACUCGUGGGUGCAUAUAUCCUAGCUGGAGAGAUUUCGAAAAUUCAAAAGGGUCACGAGACGAAAGACCAUAAUACGAAAAAGGAGCUCCUCAUGGCGCUGAAAAGCUACGAUGAAAAGUUCCGACCAUUUAUGGAUCAGGUGCAGAGAGGAUUGACGGAAGACUGGGACGUCUGGGAUUGGAUUGCUUCAACUUGGCUGAAUGUUCUGAUAUUCAACUUCUUAGUGGCAGUGGCUUCGUUUCUGAGAAUUAAUAUCCUGGGUAGAUUCGCACUUCGUGAAGAUGUGAAAGAUUGGUCUCUUCCGGAUUAUGAAGAGAUGACGAAGGGUUGA